CACUGCCCCACCACGUGUCAUUUCUCUCUCUCCACCUUCUUUCUAUGUGUAAAAAUUCAAAAACAUUUUUUCUUUAAAAAAGUUCCCAUAAAAUAAAAAUUUAAUUCCAAUCUCUUUAUAGUUUAUGCUCCUCCCAUCAGAAUUUCUACGUUUUCUACAAAUUCCAUACGAAGUACGGUGUAUUUAUUUCAAAUUAACUCACAUUUUCCCAAUUCAAUCUUCACGCAAAUUCAUGCCAUUUCGGCUCAAUUGAUCCCAGAUUUGAACACCCUCCAAUGUAAUUCUAUUCAACAUUCUUUUGUAAAGAAUCUCUAAAAACUGGUUAAUUAUUGGAUUCUUUAAGCUAAAGUAGAAAUUGGGGUUUUGGGUUUUUGUGGGAAUUAUUGGAAAUGAAGGUGGAAGGUGAAGAACAGACUGUAUUUGAGAUUGCGUUAGUGUUUUCAAAGAAAGAAGAAAAUGGUGAAACUGAAGAUGAAGGUAGCAGGUAUGAUGCUUUUGAUCUUCUGGUUGAAGAAUUGAAGAAAACUGGGUUGUUGGUUGAGGCAGUUCCCGGGCUUGCUCAUGAGUUUAUUAAGUUGGCAGCGCCAUUGGAGGCUCUAGGAAAGGCUGCAGCAGAAUUACAGAUAAGGAAACGAACAAAUAUUGGAAUGGACUUAGCUUUCGACUGGGAUCAGGUCAAGGCCUUUGUGAAGCAGGCUGAUGGCUCAUUGUUCAGUUGGUGUGAACGCCACCAUUGCUACCAUCACUUAACUUAUGGAAUAGUAAAUAAAAGUAAGUUGUCUGUGCCCCUGAAAUAUGGCUGUAAAAAUUUCUACUGGGAACCUUGGGAGCCUCUUCUCCGGAAGCUGGAAACAGAAGGCAUCCUUAAACAAGUAUUUCCAUUGCAUGAUGAACAGAAAAAGAAGGAAAUGCUGAGGAGUUGGGCACUCAACUUUUGGGAUGUCACAAGGCAGCCAAUUGAUGAUAUAUACCUAUACUUUGGAGCUAAGAUAGCAAUAUAUUUUGCUUUUCUUGGAAUGUAUACUCGUUGGUUACUCUUUCCAGCGGCUUUGGGGAUUGUAUUGCAUUUAGUUGAUUUUGGCUCGUUGCAAUAUCUGGCUCUUCCAGUGUUUUUCAUAAGUAUCAUAUCAUGGGCUGUAUUCUUCUUCCAGUUCUGGAAACGCAAAAAUUAUGCCCUUAUAACCAGCUCCUUGUCAUCCAGAUGGAACAUCAGCUACACAGUCGGUACAGGACCUGGAUAUAAGAUAUUUGGAAUGGAUUUAAACUCUAGGAAGCAUCCUUUGGUAUCUGCAAAGAAGUUUGAGGAGGAUAAUGCUAAAGAAAAAAAAGCAUAUCAAAGAGAUGAAUGGUUAGGCCGUCUAAAGAGAAUCAGAAAUGAUACGGUCAUUAUAUUGAGCAUUAUUUGUCUUCAGUUGCCUUUUGAGCUAGCUUAUGCUCAUCUUUAUGAAAAAAUUGGAUCAGACAUCAUAAAGUUUGGGCUGACAGCUGUCUAUCUACUCUUCAUUCAAUAUUUUACACGAUUUGGGGGGAAAGUUUCUGCUGAUCUCAUUAAAAAUGAAAAUAUUGACAACGAAGAUUUUCGUGCGGACAGCUUGAUUUACAAGUUGUUCGGGCUUUAUUUUAUGCAGACAUAUAUUGGAGUUUUCUAUCAUGCUCUGCUUCACCGCAAUAUUAUGACACUCCGCAAAGUUUUGAUCCAGCGUCUGAUAGUCUCAGAGGUUUUUGAGAACUUGCUUGAAAAUUCUCUGCCCUACCUUAAAUACAGCUAUAAAAAAUUUGGAACUGUUAGGCUCAAGAAGAAGCACAAUAAGGGGUCAUCAAUUGGGAAGAUAAAGGUGAAUUCAAGAGUGGAGAAAGAGUAUCUGAAAUCUGCUUACUCUGCAAGCAUCGGAAGUGAACUUGAAGAUGGACUGUUUGAUGAUUUCUUGGAAUUGGCAUUGCAGUUUGGAAUGAUUAUGAUGUUUGCAAGUGCAUUUCCCCUCACAUUUGCUUUUGCCGUUGUGAAUAACAUUAUGGAGAUCAGGACAGAUGCUCUGAAGUUGCUUGUCAUGCAUAAAAGGCCUGUCCCUCGUGCUACUGCUACAAUAGGAGCAUGGCUGAAUAUUUUUCAGUUUCUAAUAGUGAUGUCGAUUUGCACCAACUGUGCACUAUUGGUUUGCUUAUACGAUGAGGAGGGGAAAUGGAAAUUAGAACCAGGGCUUGCAGCAAUUUUGGUUAUGGAGCAUAUCCUCCUCCUGAUAAAGUUUGGCUUUUCUCGCUUUGUCCCUGAGGAGCCUGCGUGGGUAAGAGCAAGUCGUGUGAAGAACGCAACACAUACUCCAGAAGUCUCUAGAGAACUGUUGAGGACCAUUUCUGGUGGAGAAAAUAUGAUGAACCCUGCACAAGUAAUCAAGUGAUACCAAAACAAUCUGCUGCCUAGCUUGUACAAUUGGUAUAUAAAUUUUUUGUAGGAUGGUUGGUGCGUAUAGCUAUACGGAAAUGUCGUGUGUGUCAUUUUUUUGGGUUCUUGGUUUUCUUCCUGCCUGGUUUUUUGCUUGAAAAUGUAUUUGCUUCGUGUUGUAUAGGUGGGUAGUGAAUGCUCACAUUCACAGGUUUCUUAAAUCUCAAAGUGAGAGAAUUGUAUAUACCAAUUACUGGAAAGCAUUCUUAAAUCUCCCCGGA
Messenger RNA from Spinacia oleracea (spinach), 2661 nucleotides. Its product is annotated as anoctamin-like protein At1g73020. The record is from RefSeq and is a predicted model, not a curated record. Gene Ontology annotation, molecular function: chloride channel activity. Bases 390 to 2396 code for a protein of 668 amino acids. The transcript has 16 exons. Gene Ontology annotation, biological process: chloride transmembrane transport. Lineage: Eukaryota; Viridiplantae; Streptophyta; Magnoliopsida; Caryophyllales; Amaranthaceae.